AUGGGAUUCAGUCUGUUGGCAAGGCCCACUGUGGAAUUCCACGAUGAAACGAAAUGGCCAAGUACUUCAACCCAAGAAGAUGCCGAGCUUUGUGGCGACCACCCAGAAGGCGAAAAAGAACGAGAACGACCCCGCAAUAUUGUUUCCGCAGCUAAUUUGAAGCUCAAAAUUCCACCCCGCGAUCUCCAGGCUGAGAAAGAUCUUGAUGAAUCAAACGAUGAGUGCAAGACUCCAACACUUUCGGGUCACAAAAUCCCAUCGAGCCUGCCGUGUCCGCCUGCUCCCAAGAAGCCCAAAUCAAUUCCAUCCGGCAAGCGAAAACCUUGCGCCACUGGAAAUUUUCUUGAUCUGUCCAAAGAGAUCGAAUCUUUGUUUCCGGCGCCGUUGCUGCUAGAUCUUUACGGUAAGAUUAAGAAAGUGAGACGAGGAAAUGGCACUCCAAUGAUCGAUGAGUAA
Messenger RNA from Neltuma alba, 456 nucleotides. Its product is annotated as cyclin-dependent protein kinase inhibitor SMR3-like. NCBI's taxonomy places the organism in Eukaryota, Viridiplantae, Streptophyta, Magnoliopsida, Fabales, Fabaceae. The record is from RefSeq and is a predicted model, not a curated record. Gene Ontology annotation, cellular component: nucleus. The coding region runs from base 1 to 456 and encodes 151 amino acids. The transcript has a single exon. Gene Ontology annotation, biological process: regulation of DNA endoreduplication.